UGUCAAAGCUUUCUUCAUCAAGUUUGCAAGUGAAACAACUCAAACCUCACAGUAUUCCGAUUUUGAUAAAUUUAUAUGGAAGGCCGAAGUCAUUAGUUUGGCUGAGAUCGCGAUGCUUAAACAAGAAACAACAUGUGUCACCAUAGCGAAGUUGGAGAAGUUUGAAGUUGGUAAUUCCGGUUGGUAUUACGAUGGUUGUGCCGAAUGUACCAAGAGCGUCGCUGUAAAAGAUGGCAAACUUAAGUGCUAUGCAAAUCACAUAAGUUCUGAACCCGUGCCAAGGUACAAGCUUGAAGUGUUGGGAGUUGAUGGUAAAUUCAAGUCCCGUUUCGUCUUUUGGGAUAGUGACUGUUUCAAGUUAAUUGGAAAAUCUGCUCUACAGAUGAAAAAUGAAUUAGUGGAGGCCGGUGAAGACAAUCCGUUAGAAUUCCCUUUUGGUCUUGAUGCUAUGUUGAAGAAGGAGUUGGCAAUUAGAGCUGUUUUUCAACCGAAAUUUAAUCGUUUUUCGGUUAUUAGCUUUAAAGACGAUGAAGAUUCACGUAAGAAAGUUAAGGACACCUUCAAGUCUCAUGAGGAUGUAUCGAAAAUUCCAAUUUCAUUGUCUUCCUCACAAGAUGAUAUGAAGAGUUUAUCGGAACCUUUAUCUGUAUCUGCUGAUUUCGACCCCAAUGCUGCGAAUUCUGUGAUGACCCCCUGUAAACGUAUAAAUCCUGAAGCGUCAGAAGAUGUUGAAAGUGUUCAACUUUCCUCUACGAAGACGAUGAAACCUGUAAAAAAGGAAGAUGGUCGAUAGAUGAUGAUUGAGUUAUUUGUAAUAUUUCAUGGAAUUUCAUAGUUUUGAUUUUGUUAUAUUUUAGUUUUAAAUCGACAAAUGUUUCAAGACAAUCCAAACUAUUUGGAAGUUGAUUUUUUGUCUAUCUUAUGCGUUUCAAUUAUGAUGUUUUUGGUUC
This is a messenger RNA of Lathyrus oleraceus (garden pea), 950 nucleotides long. RefSeq lists its product as uncharacterized. Bases 113 to 793 code for a protein of 226 amino acids. Lineage: Eukaryota; Viridiplantae; Streptophyta; Magnoliopsida; Fabales; Fabaceae. The transcript is spliced from 6 exons. The record is from RefSeq and is a predicted model, not a curated record.